CUAAAGAUGUCCACCAAACGUCGGAUUUGUGGGUAAAAGGGAGUCAGAACUGAAGUGGGCAACAUUGUUUGCGUCUUGCUUGUGGAUGACGCUCCUUUAGGAGCGGGCCUAACAUUUCCAGCCCGGUUGGCGGAGCGCUAGGCCCGCCUCCAAUAUGGCCCAAUCGGGAAGAGGGAAAAGCUGAGAACUAAGUAGGUAUUGGUUGGCUUCUGGGCUAAUCAGAAGAGUCCCUGUUUGGCGGGAGUCUUGACCGCCGCCGGAGCUCUUGGAUCCUCAGCGCUAGCUCUGGGUGUCCGGCCGCCGUGGCCAUGUUUGUGUCCGAUUUCCGCAAGGAGUUCUACGAGGUGGUUCAAAACCAGAGGGUCCUUCUCUUUGUGGCCUCGGACGUGGACGCUCUGUGCGCUUGCAAGAUUCUUCAGGCUCUGUUCCAGUGUGAUCACGUGCAGUAUACACUGGUUCCGGUUUCUGGGUGGCAAGAACUUGAAACUGCAUUUCUUGAGCAUAAAGAACAGUUCCAUUAUUUUAUUCUCAUAAACUGUGGAGCUAAUGUAGACCUAUUGGAUAUCCUUCAGCCUGAUGAAGAUGCCAUAUUUUUUGUGUGUGACACCCACAGGCCAGUUAAUGUCGUGAAUGUCUAUAAUGACACCCAGAUCAAACUACUCAUUAAACAAGAUGAUGAUCUCGAAGUUCCUGCUUAUGAUGAUAUCUUCAGGGAUGAAGAAGAAGGUGAAGAGCAUUCAGGAAAUGAAAGUGACAAUGGGUCAGAGCCUUCUGUGAAGCGCACACGGUUAGAAGAGGAGAUAGUGGCACAAACCAUGAAGAGGAGGCAGCGAAGAGAGUGGGAGGCCCGGAGAAGAGACAUCCUCUUUGACUAUGAACAGUAUGAAUAUCACGGGACGUCGUCAGCCAUGGUGAUGUUUGACCUGGCGUGGAUGAUGUCAAAGGACUUGAACGACAUGCUGUGGUGGGCCAUCGUUGGACUAACGGACCAGUGGGUGCAAGACAAGAUCACCCAGAUGAAGUACGUAACGGACGUUGGCAUCCUGCAGCGCCAUGUGUCUCGGCACAACCACCGGAAUGAGGAUGAGGAGAACUCCCUCUCUGUGGACUGUACACGGAUCUCCUUCGAGUACGACCUCCGCCUGGCACUCUACCAGCACUGGUCCCUCCAUGACAGCCUAUGCAACACAUGCUACACUGCAGCCAGGUUCAAGCUCUGGUCUGUGCAUGGGCAGAAGCGUCUCCAGGAGUUCCUUGCAGACGUGGGCCUCCCCUUGAAACAGGUGAAGCAGAAGUUCCAGUCCAUGGACGUCUCCUUGAAGGAGAAUUUGCGGGAGAUGAUCGAAGAGUCUGCAAAUAAAUUUGGGAUGAAGGACAUGCGCGUGCAGACUUUCAGCAUUCACUUCGGGUUCAAGCAUAAGUUCCUGGCCAGUGACGUGGUCUUUGCCACCAUGUCACUGAUGGAGAGUCCUGAGAAGGACGGCUCAGGGACAGAUAACUUCAUCCAGGCUUUGGACAGUCUCUCCAGGAGUAACCUGGACAAACUCUACCAUGGCCUGGAACUCGCCAAGAAGCAGCUGCGAGCCACGCAGCAGACCAUCGCCAGCUGCCUCUGCACCAACCUUGUCAUCUCCCAGGGGCCCUUCCUCUACUGCUCCCUCAUGGAGGGCACUCCGGACAUUGUGCUAUUUUCCAAGCCAGCAUCCCUGAGCCUGCUCAGCAGACACCUGCUGAAGUCCUUUGUGUGUUCGACAAAGAACCGGCGCUGCAAGCUGCUGCCUUUGGUGAUGGCCGCACCCCUGAGUGUGGAGCAGGGCACUGUGACUGUGGUGGGCAUCCCCCCAGAGACCGACAGCUCAGACAGGAAGAACUUUUUUGGGCGGGCGUUUGAGAAGGCAGCAGAGGGCACCAAUUCUCGGACGCUGCACAACCAUUUUGACCUCUCAGUAAUUGAACUGAAAGCAGAGGAUCGGAGCAAGUUUCUGGAUGCCCUUGUUUCUCUCCUGUCCUGAUGAGUUUGAUUUCUUCUGAUGUGUCCUCCUUCUCCUAAUUUAUAUUAACUGGGUUUUAUUUAGACUAUAAGUUAUGGACAUGGUUUUAGACACCCACAGUGGGUUUUUAAUGGAAUAAAAUGUUUGUUUUA
Leopardus geoffroyi (Geoffroy's cat) is the source of this 2143-nucleotide messenger RNA. RefSeq names its product cell division cycle 45 (gene CDC45). Lineage: Eukaryota; Metazoa; Chordata; Mammalia; Carnivora; Felidae. The record is from RefSeq and is a predicted model, not a curated record. The transcript has 19 exons. Gene Ontology annotation, biological process: DNA replication initiation; mitotic DNA replication preinitiation complex assembly; double-strand break repair via break-induced replication. Gene Ontology annotation, cellular component: DNA replication preinitiation complex. The coding region runs from base 309 to 2012 and encodes 567 amino acids. Gene Ontology annotation, molecular function: chromatin binding; DNA replication origin binding; single-stranded DNA binding.